UUGAUGUAAACAUUGUAUGAGAUUUUGUACUAUAUAAAAUGUUCAGACAAUUAUACAUUUGUUAUACACAAAGGCGUAAAAUGGCUGAAAUUAUUAAGUUUGUUUAUAUUAUGAUACUUUGUGUUUCCUUAUUGCUUAUUGCGGAAGCUAGUGGAAAAGAAUGUGUUACUGAUGCCGAUUGUGAAAACCUAUAUCCGGGUAAUAAAAAACCUAUGUUUUGCAACAACACUGGUUAUUGUAUGAGUUUAUACAAAGAGCCUUCUCGCUACAUGUAAUUCCAAGAUGUUUGUUCAUAAGAGUAAAGUGGAGAAUUAUUCUCUAACCCAUGUUAUGUUUUUCUUGAAUGUUUGUUUGAUUGUUGUUUAUCUUUAAAACGGAUUGUAGGUUGUGAUACUAUGAGAUCACGGCCGAUGUUAAUAAUCUAGUAUUUACUUAUUUUAUUAUAAGAAAAAUGUAAGCCUCAAAGAAGCCAAAAUAUGUUAUUUCGAGUUAUAAAAUUGAGUUUUUAUUUAUGGUGA
Molecule: messenger RNA, 518 nt
Organism: Medicago truncatula (barrel medic)
Lineage: Eukaryota; Viridiplantae; Streptophyta; Magnoliopsida; Fabales; Fabaceae
Exons: 3
Coding region: 39-275 (78 amino acids)
Molecular function (GO): metal ion binding
Source: RefSeq, a predicted model, not a curated record